Messenger RNA from Nerophis lumbriciformis (worm pipefish), 2936 nucleotides. RefSeq lists its product as uncharacterized. NCBI's taxonomy places the organism in Eukaryota, Metazoa, Chordata, Actinopteri, Syngnathiformes, Syngnathidae. The record is from RefSeq and is a predicted model, not a curated record. Gene Ontology annotation, molecular function: DNA-binding transcription factor activity, RNA polymerase II-specific; RNA polymerase II cis-regulatory region sequence-specific DNA binding. Gene Ontology annotation, biological process: regulation of transcription by RNA polymerase II.
CGUUGUAGUGGAGCCGAGGAUUUUGAAAGAAAGGAAAUAAAGUGGUCCUCGUGUAAAACUGGAGCCUCUGUGUUUGUUAUUUUGGAGUAUGGACCAUAGGACAGGACGUUAAGAAGCUGUGGAGGCCUAAGAUGCUCUACUAGUCUGCUGGAAAUCCAAAGAAGACGAAGGAGUCAAAAGCAAAAUGGCGUUUGACAGAGAAGGCCUAAACGUGGCCACUGGCCAUUAUUGUUUCUCUAUUUGUAUUUAGUGCAUACAUGUACGCAUAUAUGUCGUGUAGUAGAUGAAACAUUGUUAGUCAUUGUUUGUAUCCGGAUACAUUAGUCUGAGCGCACUUUAUCAAGUCUUGUGCUAGUUAGCUUAGCUUGCUAGUUAGCUUAGCUUGUUAGCUGCUAACAAAGAGACGCGGACGUUAUCAACACAUCGCUAAGUAGAGAUCAAAUGUGAGUGUAAAGUGUUGUGAUUGUGUGAAAAUGUGCGAAAGAACGAUAGCAAAGUACGAGGAGGAACUUUGUCCAACAAAAGAGGAGAAGGAGCGACAACAUCAACUACUGGACGCUGUUUUCAAGAAACAUCAAGUUGUGUUACACAGAACAGACGUCCAGCAGCCCCCUCACAUUAAAGAGGAAGAGGAGGAAGUGUGGAUCACUCAGGAGGAAGAGUCUCUUCUAGGGCAGGAGGAGGCUGAUCUCAGCAAGUUUCCACUGACUGUUGUCUCUGUGAAGACUGAAGAGCAUGAAGACAAACCACCUGAGUCCUCACAGCUUCAUCACAGUCCAAACGUCUGCGAAGAACAACUUCUGCCUGAAAAACAGGAGUGUAGCUUCAGGAUGGUGAAGGAGGAUCCAUCAAAGAGGAAGACCAGGCGCCACAGACCCUCUGGUGUCUCCUUUUCCUCUUUGACACAGACCCUGCCCUGUAAAAAGGAAGAGGAAGACUCACUGACCCCGCACAUUAAAGAGGAAGAGGAGGAACACAGCAUCAGUCAGGAGGGAGAUCAUAUUGAAGGAUUGGUGGAGUUCCCAGUGACUGGUGUCCCUGUGAAGAGUGAAGAUGAUGAGGUCAAAGGUGAAAGUGAGGAGAAGAGCAGCAGCUCAACACAACACAUGACAACAGAAGCUGAUGGAGACCACUGUGGAGGAUCACAAGCAGACAAGCUCUUAGCUCCACUAUCAGAUAGUGAGGACACAACGUCACACUCUCCUGACACUGAUGAUGAAGACUCUAAAGAUGAUAAGACAUGUCACACUGACAACACUCACUUCAAAUGUUCUCACUGUGACAAAACCUUUAAAUACCUUAGUUAUCUGAAAAGACACACGAGUACUCACACUGGAGAAAAACCUUUUUCUUGUUCAAUCUGUGGUAAAGGUUUUGUAGAAAGUUUUAAAUUAAAAGUACACAUGAGAACACACACUGGUGAAAAACCUUUUAUCUGUUCAAUCUGCAGUAAAGGUUUUGUAGACAGUUGCACAUUGAAAGUACACAUGAGAACACACACUGGUGACAAACCUUUUUCUUGUUUAAUCUGUGAAAAAGGUUUUGUACAAAGUCAUAACUUGAAAGAACACAUGAGAAUACACACUGGUGAAAAACCUUUUAUCUGUUCAAUCUGCGGUAAAGGAUUCGUACAAAGUCCCAAAUUGAAAGUACACAUGAGAACACACACUGGUGAAAAACCUUUUUCUUGUUCAAUCUGUGGUAAAGGUUUUACACAAAAGUCAUGUUUGAAAAUACACAAAAUAACACACACAGGAGAAAAAAUAUUUAUUUGUUCAAUCUGUGGUAAAGGUUUUGUUCUAAGUAACUAUUUGAAAGUGCACAUGAGAACACACACUGGUGAAAAACCUUUUUCCUGUUCAAUCUGUGGUAAAGGUUUUGUAGAAAGUUUUAAAUUAAAAGUACACGUGAGAUCACACACUGGUGAAAAACCUUUUAUCUGUUCAAUCUGCAGUAAAGGUUUUGUAGAAAUUUGCACAUUGAAAGUACACAUGAGAACACACACUGGUGAAAAACCUUUUUCUUGUUCAAUCUGCGGUAAAGGUUUUGUUCUAAGUAAAUAUUUGAAAGUGCACAUGAGAACACACACUGGUGAGAAACCUUUCACAUGUCCAAUCUGCAACAGAAGCUUUUGUGACCGAUCAAACCUUGUAGCACACAUGAGAACACACCCAGGAGAGAAAGUGUUAAGUUGCAGUGUGUGUGGUGAAAGAUUGUCUUCUAAGUACCAGUGUAAGAAACACAAGUGUGCUGGUGAGAACAGCAGCAGCAAAUGAAACUGCAGGAUUUGAAAUAAAAUGUCAAGACUUUAAUUAUGACGUUCUAACAACAUCAGCACAUAUAACAUGUGUGACAUUGUUGUUUGUGUAACAAUCUUUUUAAUAUGCUUCUACAUUUAUAGAUGAGAUAUUUUGUAUUGGUGCUUUUUUUCAGUCAAGUACAUGCAUUAAUAUGCAACAUUGUGUACUUUUAUUAAACAUUAGACAGAAAAGUUUGACUGAAAAGGUGAGAGUAAACACUACAAGACAUAUUUUACAUACAAUAAACAUUUUAUGUGUAUAUAUAUUCAUUAUACAAUUUUAGACUUAUUCAUAAUAGUGUUUUCUAUAGGUGUUUGAAAUAUUGAAGUGUGGCAUAUUUUUAUUUCUAAUGAUUAAUGAUCCCAUAGAUUAGCACCUUUAUAUGAUAUACAUAUGUACUGGUUCACAUCUGAAACAUCUUCUGGACCACUUCAGGAAGCAUAUUAUUAUUUACUUUAUACAUCAUUUGAACAGUUGUCUUUUAUACAAUUUUAAAAUUUGUGACUUUAUGAAUUAUUUGUUGGGUCUCUAUAAUCCAUUUUAUUAAUUAUCUUUAUUACUCUCUUUUGUAAUAUGAUGAUUGUGUUGUGAUUGUUUUAUAUGUAUGUACUCAGACCUUUAUGCAAUAAAAAAUAG